AUUUAUUUUAAGAUUAUACUCCAAUUUGAUGUCUUCGGAUAAGUUUACCCGUAUUUAAAUAGAUUAAAAACAUCCUUAAUCUAACAUUUAUAUCACUACUAGAGAUUUCUUAAGACCUAAAAAUCAAACUCAAAAGAAAUAGAAACUUGAUUAAUUAGCAUUAAUGGAUAUAGUUGCUAUCAUUAAUUUACAUAAUGAAGAGGUACUUUAUGAAGAGAUUCCACAUCUAAAUCCAACAACAAUUGAGAAAUGCGAGAAGAUCCCUUUUUUAGAAAAUUAAGGAGCUGUCAAAUUGAUAGAUGAUGUACUUAAAGAAUAACAAAAAUCAGUGGCCAUUUUUUGUGAUGAAACCUAUAAUAAGUCUCAUUAAUUGCUAGUUUGUUAUCUUAUUUAUGAUAAUUUCUAAAUCAAGACAGAUAUCAAUAAACUAGAUUCGCUAGAAAAUAGAAUAUGUGAAAUUAAUUUUGAGAAAAAGGAAAUUGCAUUAGAUGAAAAUAGAUUUCAGAUAAUUAGAGGAUUUGAUAGAAAUUCAUUAUUUCCCAAUUAUAGAUUUAAAGCUGAAAUUUAUCAAAUGUCAGAAGCUUAGAAGUUUCAGUAGACCUAGAUGACUAGUCAAAAGACUUAUUCUCAGUAAUAACGGAAUUUAUAAUACUAUGUCAAUGGUGAUAAUCUCAGUGUAAAAAAUCCGCCUAAUUUAAUGAAACUAUCAUAAGCAGAUUUUAUUUAGAAAUAUUAUGGGCAUUUAGAAGAAAUAAAGGUUUAGGCAUGUAACGGAUUUUGUAGUGCAAUUGUGUUAAAAAAGAAAUGAAAUUUUAAAUAACUUUCAUUUUUAUACACCACAAAAAUGCAUUAAUUCAAUAUAA
Messenger RNA from Paramecium tetraurelia, 863 nucleotides. RefSeq lists its product as uncharacterized. The transcript is spliced from 3 exons. The record is from RefSeq and is a predicted model, not a curated record. Lineage: Eukaryota; Ciliophora; Oligohymenophorea; Peniculida; Parameciidae.